Onychomys torridus (southern grasshopper mouse) is the source of this 1073-nucleotide messenger RNA. RefSeq names its product proteasome activator subunit 1 (gene Psme1). The transcript has 11 exons. Gene Ontology annotation, molecular function: endopeptidase activator activity. The record is from RefSeq and is a predicted model, not a curated record. Gene Ontology annotation, cellular component: nucleoplasm; cytoplasm; proteasome activator complex. Bases 189 to 938 code for a protein of 249 amino acids. Lineage: Eukaryota; Metazoa; Chordata; Mammalia; Rodentia; Cricetidae. Gene Ontology annotation, biological process: regulation of proteasomal protein catabolic process; positive regulation of endopeptidase activity; regulation of G1/S transition of mitotic cell cycle.
AGCCGGGCGGAAACGCUACUCCCCUGCAGGAGGAGCCCCCGCCUCUCCGUAGGCUGUCCCCGCCUCCUCCAGUCCCUCCACUCCCCCAAAUCAAGGAAGGCCGUGCAGGUUUCGAGCUCUGCUUUCACUUUCCCUUCCCGCUGCCCACUCCAGGCUCCUCGUGCGGCGCUCAGCCCCCCGCUCUGACCAUGGCCACACUGAGGGUCCAUCCUGAAGCCCAAGCCAAGGUGGAUGUGUUUCGUGAAGACCUGUGUAGCAAGACAGAAAACCUGCUUGGGAGCUAUUUUCCCAAGAAGAUCUCAGAGCUGGAUGCAUUCUUAAAGGAGCCAGCUCUCAACGAAGCCAACCUGAGCAAUCUGAAGGCUCCAUUGGACAUCCCGGUCCCUGAUCCAGUCAAGGAGAAAGAGAAGGAGGAGCGGAAGAAACAGCAGGAGAAGGAAGAGAAGGAUGAGAAGAAGAAAGGGGAAGAUGAAGACAAAGGUCCUCCCUGUGGCCCAGUGGACUGCAAUGAGAAAAUUGUGGAUCUCCUGAAGCGCCUAAAGCCUGAGAUCAAGGAUGCCAUUGAGCAACUCAAUCUGGUCACUACCUGGUUGCAACUACAGAUACCUCGGAUAGAGGAUGGGAAUAAUUUUGGAGUGGCUGUCCAGGAGAAGGUGUUUGAGCUGAUGACCAGCCUUCACACCAAGCUGGAGGGCUUCCACACUCAAAUCUCGAAGUACUUCUCAGAGAGGGGUGAUGCCGUAGCCAAAGCAGCCAAACAGCCCCACGUGGGUGAUUAUCGGCAGCUGGUGCAUGAGCUGGACGAGGCAGAGUACCAGGACAUCCGGCUGAUGGUCAUGGAGAUCCGCAAUGCUUAUGCUGUGUUAUAUGACAUCAUCCUGAAGAACUUUGAGAAGCUCAAGAAGCCCCGUGGAGAAACAAAGGGAAUGAUCUACUGAGGCCCUCUCUUGUUCCCUGAUGGGCUCAACAGAGACCUUCCUACCUUCACCAGGAACUCUAGACUGGACCCAGUCUUCUUCCUGCUGGGGUUUCUCCCUUACUCUCAAACACAAUAAAUACAUGGUCGCCCGCCA